Messenger RNA from Asparagus officinalis (garden asparagus), 570 nucleotides. Its product is annotated as cx9C motif-containing protein 4, mitochondrial. Lineage: Eukaryota; Viridiplantae; Streptophyta; Magnoliopsida; Asparagales; Asparagaceae. The record is from RefSeq and is a predicted model, not a curated record. The coding region runs from base 139 to 333 and encodes 64 amino acids. The transcript is spliced from 2 exons.
GAGAAAUUUCCUUGAUUCUAUUCUCCACUGGAAACGAAAAAAAAAAAAGGAAAAAAGGAAAAAAAAAUCCCAUUAAACAGCAAGAAGACGCGAUCUCAAAAACCCCUCGAUCGAGUUUUGUUUAUAGAGAGCUGGUUGAUGAAGAAGGGGGAGAUCAAGGAGCCAUGCAAGAAGCAGGCCUGCGACAUCCAAGCUUGCCUCACCAAGAACAAUUUCAACCCUCAAAGGUGCCUUAAAGUCAUUGAACUCUUGCAGUCUUGUUGUGAGAAAUGCGAGUACGAAUCAACUCACUGUGCUUCUGUUUCUGGACUUCUGAAAUCGAAAUCUAAGUGAUUCUACUCGAUGCUUGACAAUAGCAUCAGAGUAAGAGAGAGAAGUCUUUUGUUUAGUUGAAGUCAUACUGAAUUCAUCAUUUGUUCUGUUGAAGCUGGAUUGGGUUGACAAAAGUGUAUAACAUGAGCAUUUAUUUGAUGUACGAGUAUACGUUCCUUUAUAACACACGAAUACAUGUACCUUUUCUCACAUGGAAUUUGACUUCGCGUUCUUGAAUAAUAAAUCAGUAUUUCUCAA